AAAACCAAAAUCAGCAAAAUGUGUGACAAUGAUAUAGCAUCUUUGGUUGUCGACAACGGCUCCGGUAUGUGCAAAGCCGGUUUUGCCGGUGAUGACGCACCCCGUGCC
Acyrthosiphon pisum (pea aphid) is the source of this 108-nucleotide messenger RNA. RefSeq names its product actin-1. The record is from RefSeq and is a predicted model, not a curated record. NCBI's taxonomy places the organism in Eukaryota, Metazoa, Arthropoda, Insecta, Hemiptera, Aphididae.